AGCAGCAGCAGCAGCGGGGCUUCCCAGUGUGUGCUCGCAAUUCGGGAUGAUGACCGCCCGGCUCUCCUGCUCGCUCAGCGCGCUGUUUUUCCUGUGUCUGUCUGGAUGCUGGAGCUCACUACUUGCCGCUCCACGACUUAACGACACAGUGGUCCUUCACUGUCCGGGGAAGCUGACGGUGAUGCCAUCCAGUCGAGGAUGUGCUUCAGACAGAGACUGUUCAGGAGGACAUAAGUGCUGUGUGUUUGACUGUGGAGCUGUGUGUGUCCCACCAGCUUUCACGAAGCCAGGAGUUUGUCCACACAGAAGAUUUGGAGCAGGAAUGUGUGCCGAGUACUGUGUCAAUGACAGCAAUUGUCCCAGCAAUGAGAAAUGCUGCAGCAAUGGAUGUGGACAUGAAUGUACACCUCCAUAUACAGUGAAGCCUGGUCGAUGUGCCUUACCGAGGGGAACCCCAAUGUGUGCUGAAUACUGUUAUCAUGAUGGCCAGUGUCCUGCUAAACAGAAGUGCUGCCCGACCACCUGCGGUCACGCAUGUGAUGACCCCUGCUGAUUUAAACAUCCCCAACAUUGAUUUCACCUCAUAACUCAUACUUGAGUCAUUUUAACCCAGUAUUUCAUUCAGAGGGAACAAUGUCUGUUUAUAACCACCAAAUAAACCUCAUAGUUUUAGUAAACA
Danio rerio (zebrafish) is the source of this 679-nucleotide messenger RNA. NCBI's taxonomy places the organism in Eukaryota, Metazoa, Chordata, Actinopteri, Cypriniformes, Danionidae. The record is from RefSeq and is a predicted model, not a curated record.